This is a messenger RNA of Danaus plexippus (monarch butterfly), 1553 nucleotides long. Its product is annotated as transmembrane protein 120 homolog. The transcript is spliced from 9 exons. The record is from RefSeq and is a predicted model, not a curated record. Lineage: Eukaryota; Metazoa; Arthropoda; Insecta; Lepidoptera; Nymphalidae. The coding region runs from base 204 to 1379 and encodes 391 amino acids. Gene Ontology annotation, cellular component: membrane.
AAGCAGUAAGCAUUGCGAUUUUGAGUUGUGAGACAUUUUACCGAAUAGACACUUCGUUUCUUUAGUGCGUACUGUAAGCAUUCGAUAUUCCUGUGAUCAAAUUUUAUAUUAAAAAUUGAGAGAAUCGCGAUGUUAAAUUGCUUAAGCUGGAUAGUAUAUCGUUGAAAGUGUAAUCUUCACAGUUUAUAACAAAUAAUACGAAAAUGGACAUCGAAGAGUGUCUUAAAGAGUGGGAAGAUUUAUUAGCCGACUACAAACGAUUAGAGACGGUUAACAAGGAAUAUGCCACCAAAUUAGAGGAAGUAGGUGAACUGCAGUCAUCAUGUUUGAAGGAGUUGACCCACCAGCGUUAUCGGAUGUCUAUUAUAACUGGCACCCUCAAAAGAUUGGAGAAAAAGGGCGUGACAAAGGAUGAACGCAUAGCAAAUUUAGAAAAGGAAAUCAUGAAGAGAAAAGCCAUGCUCCAUGAAAUUGAGGCGACCCUACCUAAACAGAACAGCAUGUACCUCAAGAUCAUACUGGGCAAUGUCAACGUAUCAAUACUCAAUAAAAAUGACAAAUUUAAAUACAAAGAUGAAUAUGAAAAGUUUAAAUUGAUACUCAGCGCUAUCGCCUUUGUUCUUGCUGUUGCCAACUUAUUAAUCGACUUUAGGCCGUUACAACUGAUCCUGAUAUUCUUGUUAGUAUGGUACUACUGCACACUGACUAUCCGGGAGAGCAUCUUGAAGGUGAACGGAUCCCGGAUCAAGGGUUGGUGGAGGCUGCACCACUUCAUAUCCACAGUGGUGGCCGGCAUCUUACUCAUCUGGCCGCAGAACGAACCCUGGGAUGAAUUCAGACAUACAUUUAUGUGGUUCAUAGCAUACAUAAGUGUUGUUCAAUAUAUGCAGUUCAGAUAUCAAAGCGGAGUACUGUAUCGUCUGAAGGCUUUGGGAGCACGUCAUAACAUGGAUAUAACUAUUGAGGGAUUCCACUCGUGGAUGUGGCGCGGACUGUCCUACUUGCUGCCGUUCCUCUUUGGUGGAUACAUCUUCCAGCUCUACAUAGCUUACACUCUUUAUCAUAUCAGCUACCAUCCGGAAGCUACUUGGCAGGUGGCAGCACUAAGUAUGUCGUUCCUGUUGAUCGGUAUUGGUAAUACAGCGACCACUCUCAUUGUGAUCCCGCAGAAGUUGAACGAACAGGUAACUUACCUCGCAGCUUUGUUCCUUAUUUUGCACUCCUGCAACAUGUAUACAAUAUGGCGGACAUUACGAAAGAAAACUCAGGGCGGGCGAAAACUUCGCUACAAAUUGCGUGCGAUCGCUUACAGAUUGUCUAAUGAGCUAGCUGUUUUGGAUCAAAAAUGGCGGCAAAAUAAAAUCGAAGCCAAGAACUGACGAGGACUUUAAGUGACGACGAAGAUAUAUAUAUAUCACCUUUAUAUGUGAUUAUUAUACUAUUUAUAUUUUGGUACGUUAAAGUAUUUCUAGUAUCGGUAUUAACGUUACUAAUUAUGUGAUUUAUAUGUAAAUAAAGAAAUAAACACAUGUUUCAGUUAUUUUGCAAUUUAA